AAGUUUAAACUGAAUCUAUCUUUUAAAGGGAGAACAGCGGGAAUCAAAAUGUCAGUCUCCGGAGUCACAGUUUACUCCUUUUUCUUAAAGAUCUGGAAGAGAACAGAGAAUACUUUUUAUAGGAUGUGUUUUUUUAUUGGGUUUUUUUUAAUCCUUGUCCAUGUUGAGAUUAUCUCAUGUUGUCUGAGAAGCUGGAUUCCUAUAUCUCUGUGAGUUGAAGUGGAGAUGGGAAGCAGUUGUGAUAAAGAGGUGCCACCAGAAAGGUCCCCCCGCAGACGGAGUAUCUCAGGGACCAGUACAUCAGAGAAACCCAACUCCAUGGACACUGCAAAUACCUCACCCUUCAAAGUACCAGGGUUCUUCAGCAAGCGCCUGAAAGGCUCCAUCAAGAGGACCAAAAGCCAAUCAAAACUUGACAGGAACACAAGCUUUCGACUUCCUUCCCUUCGCAAUGCAGAUGACAGGUCUCGAGGAUUGCCUAAACUAAAAGAGUCACGUUCCCAUGAAUCCUUGCUGAGCCCCUGCAGCGCAGUGGAAUGUCUGGAUCUUGGUAGAGGGGAGCCCGUAUCUGUGAAACCACUCCAUAGUAGCAUUCUUGGACAAGACUUCUGCUUUGAGGUUACCUACUUAAGUGGGAGUAAAUGCUUCAGCUGUAACUCUGCCUCCGAGAGAGAUAAGUGGAUGGAAAACCUCCGCAGAACAGUUCAACCAAAUAAGGAUAAUUGCAGACGAGCAGAGAAUGUUCUCCGUUUAUGGAUCAUUGAAGCCAAGGACCUUGCCCCUAAAAAGAAAUAUUUUUGUGAACUGUGCCUUGAUGAUACCCUCUUUGCUCGUACUACCAGCAAGACCAAAGCAGACAAUAUUUUCUGGGGUGAACAUUUUGAAUUUUACAGCCUCCCUCCUCUUCAUAGCAUCACAGUUCACAUUUAUAAGGAUGUGGAAAAAAAGAAAAAGAAGGACAAGAACAAUUAUGUAGGGCUUGUCAACAUCCCCACUGCCAGUGUGACUGGUCGCCAAUUUGUAGAAAAGUGGUAUCCAGUGAGUACACCAACACCAAACAAAGGAAAGACUGGAGGACCUUCCAUCCGGAUUAAAUCACGGUUCCAAACUAUCACCAUUCUGCCUAUGGAGCAAUACAAAGAAUUUGCAGAAUUUGUCACCAGCAACUACACCAUGCUGUGUUCUGUCCUUGAACCAGUAAUUAGUGUGAGGAACAAAGAGGAGCUGGCUUGUGCCUUAGUGCACAUUCUUCAGAGUACUGGUAGAGCCAAGGAUUUUCUGACUGACUUGGUGAUGUCUGAGGUGGAUCGGUGUGGAGAGCAUGAUGUCUUGAUCUUCAGAGAGAACACCAUUGCCACCAAAUCCAUUGAGGAAUACCUCAAGUUGGUGGGACAGCAGUAUCUUCAUGAUGCACUGGGGGAAUUCAUCAAAGCUCUAUAUGAGUCAGAUGAAAACUGUGAAGUGGACCCCAGCAAAUGCUCAUCUAGUGAACUCAUAGACCAUCAGAGCAAUCUGAAAAUGUGCUGUGAGCUGGCUUUCUGCAAGAUCAUCAACUCGUACUGUGUUUUCCCUCGUGAACUGAAAGAAGUGUUUGCAUCGUGGAAGCAUCAGUGCCUGAACCGCGGCAAGCAGGACAUCAGUGAGCGGCUCAUUAGUGCCUCCUUGUUUCUCCGGUUUCUGUGCCCGGCCAUAAUGUCUCCCAGUCUUUUCAACCUUAUGCAGGAGUAUCCUGAUGAUCGCACCUCUCGGACUCUCACUCUUAUUGCUAAGGUCAUCCAGAACCUGGCCAACUUUGCCAAGUUUGGUAACAAGGAGGAAUACAUGGCAUUUAUGAAUGAUUUUUUAGAACAUGAAUGGAGUGGAAUGAAGCGCUUUCUCUUGGAGAUCUCUAACCCAGACACCAUCUCAAACACCCCUGGCUUUGAUGGUUACAUUGAUUUGGGCCGAGAGCUUUCCGUUUUGCAUUCCUUACUCUGGGAAGUCGUUUCUCAACUUGAUAAGGGUGAAAAUUCCUUCCUACAGGCAACCGUGGCAAAAUUGGGACCCCUCCCUCGUGUUCUUGCCGACAUUACUAAGUCCCUGACUAAUCCUACACCAAUACAGCAACAACUAAGACGGUUCACUGAGCAUAACUCCAGUCCAAAUGUCAGUGGGAGCCUCUCCUCCGGGCUGCAGAAAAUAUUUGAAGAUCCAACUGACAGUGAUUUGCAUAAACUCAAAUCUCCAAGCCAAGACAACACAGACAGCUAUUUCAGAGGGAAAACAUUAUUGCUGGUCCAGCAGGCCUCCUCCCAGAGCAUGACUUACUCUGACAAGGACGAACAGGAAAACAGCCUUCCUAAUGGCCGGAGCAUUUCUCUCAUGGACCUGCAGGACACUCAUGCUGCUCCGGGGGAGCAUGUGCCUGUCAUGCUCGAUGUGCCUAUGCGUUUGACCGGAAGCCAGCUCUCCAUAACCCAGGUGGCCAGCAUCAAACAACUUCGGGAAACCCAGAGCACGCCUCAGAGUGCACCCCAAGUCAGGAGACCCCUGCACCCAGCCUUGAACCAACCAGGCAGCCUCCAGCCCCUGUCCUUCCAGAACCCAGUCUACCACCUCAAUAACCCAAUUCCAACAAUGCCAAAGGCCUCUGUAGAUUCCAGUUUGGAGAACCUAAGCACUGCCAGUUCCAGAAGCCAAAGUAACAGUGAAGACUUCAAACUCAGUGGACCUAGCAAUAGCAGCAUGGAAGAUUUCACAAAACGCAGCACACAGAGUGACGACUUCUCCAGGCGGCACACUGUGCCAGACAGGCAUAUACCUCUCGCUCUUCCUCGGCAAAAUAGUACCGGGCAGGCCCAAAUCCGAAAAAUGGACCAGGCUGGGCUAGGUGCCCGAGCCAAAGCCCCACCAUCCCUGCCUCACAGCGCUUCCCUCCGUAGUACUGGGAGUAUGUCCGUGGCAUCCGCCGCCCUGGUAGCUGAACCUGUGCAGAAUGGGAGCCGGUCCCGGCAGCAGUCCUCUUCCUCCAGAGAAAGCCCUGUUCCCAAAGUGAGAGCCAUCCAGAGACAACAAACACAACAGGUUCAGUCACCAGUGGACUCUGCCACAAUGUCCCCCGUAGAGAGGACAGCAGCCUGGGUUCUGAACAAUGGGCAAUAUGAAGAGGAUGUAGAAGAAGCUGAGCAAAACCAAGAUGAAGCCAAGCAUGCGGAGAAGUACGAGCAGGAAAUUACUAAGCUCAAGGAGCGCCUGAGAGUGUCGAGCCGGCGUCUGGAGGAGUAUGAGCGCCGGUUGCUGGUGCAGGAGCAACAGAUGCAGAAGCUGCUGCUGGAGUACAAAGCCCGGCUGGAGGACAGUGAGGAGCGGCUGCGCAGGCAGCAGGAAGAGAAGGACAGCCAGAUGAAGAGCAUCAUCAGCAGGCUAAUGGCUGUGGAAGAGGAAUUGAAGAAGGAUCAUGCAGAGAUGCAAGCAGUUAUUGAUGCAAAGCAGAAAAUCAUUGAUGCACAGGUCAUAAAUGGAGAUGAGAUUAUUCAAACAGGAAAAACGGAUCGUGUCCCUGGAUUCGGCCAACACCAGACUGAUGAGCGCGCUGACCCAAGUGAAGGAGCGGUACAGCAUGCGGGUCCGCAACGGCAUCUCCCCCACCAGCCCCACCAAGCUUUCCAUCACGGAGAAUGGUGAAUUCAAAAACAGCAGCUGCUGACUGUGCGCCGAAAGCAGACGGGCUGCGGAGGGAGACCAAAGGAAGUGCGCCCGAGCUCCUUCCCGCCCCUCCUCCAGCCCCUCUGGUUUUCAAAAGUGUUGCGAAGGCAGAAGGACCAGAUGAUGGAAGAAAGGAUCCUGGUUUUUCAAGGCAUAAGGCUGAGACUCCAGGGUCGACACUUGCCCUCCGGGUCUCUUUGUACAUAAGGGAACUUAGUUCUGGGCCAUGUACAGAAAAUGCCACUGUAAUAUACCAGAAGGAAGCAACUAAUGUAGAUUACCUUUUUAAUUAUUGCUAUUUUUAUUAUUGUUUUCCUCUUGUUGAAAGCACUACAGUUUUUAGAGGAGGAAACGUAGGAGUUAGGUGUGAAUGAAGCUAGAGACCGAGGGUCUGACUGACAGAAGCACACAGUGCAGUAGGACGUCGUCAGAGUGAACUUUCAGGGAUUCAUCUGCCCGUUUAAAAAUCCUGCUCCGGCCCAUGUCCAUACAGAAAACAUGCCAAGAUCCAACCAAACCUUAGAUCCAAAGACCAAGAUCUAAACAAAAACCAUCAUUUACCCCGCUGAUCAAGCAAGACUCAUUCUGGUCAGGUGGCUCAUCUGAUUUGGGGGUUCACGUUCAGAGGACACAGCUCAGAGCUGUUACAUCCAAACUGGGCUUCAGGAGUGAGUUCUGUUGUGCUCCUGUCAAUGUUUAGUCCCGUCUGUCUAUGGCAGAUAGACCUCCGUUUUAGAUAGGGUUUUUAAAAAAAAAAAAUCCCAAUUAUAAUAAAGAGUGUUGGAUUUUCCUCUUUAGAGUUUACGAAACUAUUAGUAUCUGUGUCUCUACUUACCACCUUCAUUCACCUUCACACAUAUACUGCCCUUCCCUCUCCGCUGGUGGGCGCAUCCUCGCCAGCAGGGUUUACUUUCCCCUGGAGAAGGAUUUUUUCACCUACACGGGGCUUCACAGAGUUCGUAGAAAAAUCAAAUUAAAAGAUACUGCAAUUUUCCCACACACUUUUCAAGGCCCUUGAGAAUGCUACCCAUAAGCCAUCCGAAAGCCACCCCUCCCCACCCCUUCCUCACAGAAAAGGGCUAACUUCACCAAUAGCAGGACUCUCUGAAUAUGCCCUGAUUUCAAAAAGAAUUUUCCUACUUGGAAAUUGUACUUUUAGUUCAGGAUAAAUAUUGUAUCCUUUGUACUGGCGAAUCUGUAGUCGGGGUAAUUCUAACCUAGGGCUUCAACUUUGAAAUUGCUUCUUUUGACUCUUACUUUCUCAGUACAAUUGGAAAGGAGAUCCAGAGGUGAAGCGGCACCCUCAUAAGAGUGAGGAUGACUGAUGAAAAGGGAGCUGAGAGUGUGAGGACGGAUGGCACCUGCCCGCGCUGCUCCCAGCAGGCUGUGAAGGCCAGGCUCCCAGGGCGCCUGGCUGUAAUGAGCCGUCGUCAACCUCGUCAUCAGACUUCAUUUUGGGACGCUGUGUUACAGGGAAGAAAAAGCCGCCGAGACCGACUUAGUCCCUUUUUCCUAGAGGUGUGUGACGUGUCAUCUUGAAUGCAGCCCUGAUUAUCAAAGUAUGGAAUGUUACAUGUUAAACUGACAUAUUCUGUAUAAAUAUAAUAUACAUUGCAUAUCUAUCCCCACACAUGUACAUGUAACUGCACAAAUGGGAACAGUCCAUGCCUUCUCUGUCAUAGCUGUCAGAUAUGAAAUGUUCAAAAAGGAUUUUGAAUCCCUUUAAGCAAGGUCUAAGCAGCCGUUUCUAUCUUGAGAAAGCAGCGAUGCUUCUCAUUGAGUUAAUGGUGUUUGUUUUAAGUUUGAAAAUGUAAGGAAAUACAAAAGGAAAGGGGCAAGAGGAAAAGACCCAAGGGUCCCAUGUGCGUGAGGUGACACAGAUUGGCCUGUCUAUAUCACAGAGGCUGUUAGGGGACCGUUUGUGUCUCUUUCUCGUGAAGCCCACACUGGCCCCCAUGCCCUCCUUCUUUCUCCAGGGCCUGGGCUUGUGCCCUGCUCUCCUGAGCGCCUCCCUCACGUGGAGCUCUGUAGUAACCCUUGCACUUGAGUAACCCACACCAUGGCCCUUCCUUUGCCCCCCAGAGUCUUUUGAAAACCUUUCCUUCCUAACAACCUCUGUUAGUUCCAGACAGUAAUCUUGAAGGGGGCUUACCAUGCUUAACUGCUCCGCAGACCUCAUGGCCAGGUGUUCUCUGGACCCUUGCUAGUUAGUUGUUUUACCAGUUAGUGCCCUGCCCAAGAUGAGGGCACAGUGUGGUCAAAGCCAGGUCGUUCGGGAAAAUGAGUUAGCAGUGCUGAAGCAUUGCCCUUUGUUCGGGGGCAGGGAAACAUAAGCAUCAGCUUUUCUCGCUGGCAGAGCAUCCCAUCUCUGGCCACGUUUAAUUUCUCCCAUGUGAAAAGCUCCCAGUAUGCCUCAGAAAACCGGGUAAAAGAACUGUUCUUUCCAAUGGCUUAGAGAAUGUAAUGUGAGUGGUCUCUUGCAUGGAGGUUUGGGGGCUCUCGAGUGUUGGUGAUGGAUUAUAGAAGACUGAAAAGAUUACCUGAAUGGGGGCCAAGGGGAACAAAAAAGUCAGAUGUGUUUUUGACGGAUGCAGUGUAUCUUGGUGGGAGCUCCAGACAAGGUUGUCAGCAUUGGAAGAUUGAAUGCCUGCAACUUUGGAAUAGAGGGUACAGCCCCUGUUAUCAAGUUAUCUUAAAUGAAAAGAGUAGGGGCAGGGUUUCAGGAUGGAAGUUCAGAGUUGUUGCCAGCUGUUAAGUUUAGGGUUGUAAUUUGAGCCUAUCUGAGUCAUUUUCUGUUUCUUUAGAGAAUACUGCAGUCUAUAGAACCUAUAUAGGAGAAAGCAGCAACAUUGGAUAAUGAAUUUUUAUGGAGGUGUUCCUUCAGCUCGAAUAGGUACAUAACUUCUGUUUUGCUAGGCGGAGGUUCCUGGUUGAAGAGAAACAAGGGGGCUAGGAUAACAGAGUCUUGUACUCCUUGAUGGGGGGCAGGGCAGAGCAGGGUGAGUGGGAUUCAGGAUUUGGGUGACGUGCUCCCUCAGCAUUUGCCUGGCUGACCACCAGACUUGUCCAUUACAAAGAAUAUAGUCAAAUGUUGGUAGAAUUCAAGAAAAGAGUUGCAUGCUCCCCUUUCAUAUCACGAGCAAUAGGUUUCCUGGGCCUAAAAAGCAGAAAAGAGUCUGUCAGGUCAUUGUAUUGCCUGAGUCUCUGCAAUAAAAAGCCAUGACAGCGGGGAGGUGAUAACCGGGCAAGGACAAUGGACGCUGGAGCACUGGCUGCAUCCCAGGCACUAGGACCAGUGGGCUCUUGGGGUGAGGUAAGCACGCUGCUGCAGCGUUCUGCUUUUCUGCGUGAUAGUGAGCCAGUCAGAAUUCCCAUGCGGAGGGGUUCCUAGCGCCCCUUUCUUCUGAUGGUGCUAGGCUGUGCUGCUGAGGGUGAAAGGACACAAGGGUUCCUGUCUGGACUUCUGCCCCUUUCUAUAAACAGUUACCCUCUGCCCUCAGGCGUGUGUGCAGAUCUCUGUCUACUAGGCCUGUAAUUCUUACAGGCGCCGAGCUUCCCUCUGUCCUCAGAGGCUGGCGAGGGUGGGAUCAGUUCUUUGAAAGCCUCAGAGCAAGACAACUGCCAUCAAAAAAGCCUGCACUGGUGGUUUGCCUUCCUCUUAAAAUUAGUUGCCCUUCAAUCUGGAGUUCCUGAGCAGGCUGGCUAUGGGACUGAGCUGGAGGAAGGCCCAGGGUUACCUCAAACCCAAAGUUCCGCCCCACAGUAAUCCUGGCUCCGGACCAGAGACUCUGCAGCAGCGUCCCUCCCUUGUCUCAGCCACGUCCUGGGAGAUGUUCUACGUGGUCUUCAUGUUGUGGAAAGUCAGACGGCAGUCUGCUCCACUCCCUGCCCUGUUUAAAUGUCACCGUGAGAGCCUCUGGCGGAGAAUUUGGGAUACUUUGUUCCUGGUGGGUCUUUUUCCCUAUCAAUCAAGUUAGUUGAAGGACUUAACUUUACUAGGUUUGUUUUGUUUUGUUUUUUAAGAGAGGAAAUGUUGGAGUGUUGCAUUUUUAAAUAGGCUCUUUUCAUGUUUGAAUGAUUGGCAUUGGUUCUAGAGACAUCCUCUUGUUGUCCUGAUCCAGUUUUGAAUACCCCGAGUGUAGGAAAGACGAGAGUGAUGAAAUGUGCAUGGGGGAGAAUAAAUAUCUCAUGAGCAGGGAAAGCACCUGAGGAAGAUACAUGAACCAAAAAGGGACUGAUGCCUGUCCACAGCCCAGUGGCUUCAGGGAAGCAGGAGGCAUAGCCCUCGCUGGCGCUUCCAAACCGGAUAAUUGGGCCUGUAGGCAGCCGUGCAUCUGCAUGGGCGCACACGCGCACAUACUUCCGAGGCCUGCCCGUUCUGAGGGUUAAUCCAUCCCACAGUAGUGAUUCCCAGACAGUUUUGUUUGUAAAGCUUAUGACAUUCGUUCUUUCCUCCUAAAAUGUACAAUAUGUGUUAUAUGCAAAUAUAAGUUCAAUUCACUCGAAAUUGAUCUUGUUUGACAUUGUCCCCAGUAACCUAAAUAUUGUUAUUGGUGCCAUGGGGAGUCCUGGGAAGAAAGGGAGGCUUCACUGAUGGAGAAAGAACUGACUUUGAUUACUGAUCUGUUAACCCUCAGCUGUUGGCUCAGUCAACCCAACAAGACUUGGGAAGUUCAAGGAACAGGCAGGCAGUGUUUUAUAACCCACACUUCAUUUCAACAUGUACACUAAGUUCCUGCUCGGUUCUUAGUUUUCAAUGAAAUACCAUCAUGUUUCCAUAGGGAACUCUCUCGGUGUGGGCAUUUAAAAUCAGAUAUAUCUGUUCUAGAAAGUUCUCCAUAGAACCUCAUUUUCAGUGGUCUCCAUCAAUUGUGUGUGGGUGCAGAUGUUUAUGUAUACAUCUCACAUUUAUGUCAUUUCAAAUCUCCCAAGGGAAAACAUUUUAAUUCCUCAGUCACUGAAAGGUUCAGUAGUAGUUGACUCAAACCACCACCUUGCAGAAAAGUUCAAAUAAGUAGUAAAGGCUACAUCUCGACUGGUGCUUAAACAUUUCUUAGACUAUAAUGAACUCAAGCAGACAGCAGCAGCACAUUCACCCAAAUCACACCUGUGAGGAAUUUACCUUCUAAAAUCAGAGAUUUUCCCUCCCUCAUCUCCAGGGCCUUAAUAAGAGUGUGUCCUUACACACGACUGUUUUACAAUGAUAGCUCUAAAUAAUUUAUUUUUAUUUCAAGAAAGAGAAAUACACCUUAGAAAAACAAAACUCAAGAUUUUAUUUUAUUUUUAAAGCCAUAUUUUUGUGCUGGUAGCACUUAGAUUGUUCCAUAUGUGAGCCCCAUAUCUGCAUUUCAUUACCUGGGUUUGUUCUAAAGAAGAUUUAUUUUUGUUCUGUGAAUAAUUUUUGACAGUUCUUGUACAUGUACAGAUAUAGAUAUGUUUGAGGUCUUUUAUUGAUAUUCCUACAAAGAAUACAAAUAAACUUUAACUUUAAACAUUUCAAAGUAAA
Molecule: messenger RNA, 9190 nt
Organism: Echinops telfairi (small Madagascar hedgehog)
Lineage: Eukaryota; Metazoa; Chordata; Mammalia; Afrosoricida; Tenrecidae
Gene: RASAL2
Product: RAS protein activator like 2
Exons: 17
Coding region: 226-3663 (1145 amino acids)
Biological process (GO): regulation of GTPase activity
Source: RefSeq, a predicted model, not a curated record